AUGCCGGAGCGCGACCGCGACCGAGGGGACCGCGACCGAGACCGCGACCGCCGUCGGCAGCCGGAGGGCGGCGCUCCCUUCGACCUGGGCCCGGAGCUGGAGGAGAAGACUCCCCCGCGCCGCAGCGCCCAGAGCGGGGGGCGCUCGUCGACCAACCUCCCGCCGAUGCCGCCGCCCCCGCCCGACUGGAAGGGGCCGCCGCAGGGCUACCUGACGCAUCCCGGGUACUACGCGGAGGCAGGCUCCGACCGCGGGCGCGGGCGGAGCCGCUCCCGCGGCAGGGACGACGACCGUGACCGCGGCGGGGACGACCGCUGCAGGGACGACCGCGACCGCAGCAGGGAGGACCGCGGCAGGGACGUCCGCCGUGACGACCGCGACGACGACCGCGACGUUCGCCGCGACGACCGCCGUGACGACCGCCGCGACGAUCGCCGCGACGACCGCCGUGAUGACCGCGCCGCCCGCGGCGUGGACGACCGCGGCAGGGACGACCGCGACGAGCGUGGCGCCCGCGGCGGGGACGACCGCGGCAGGGACGACCGCGACGAGCGUGGCGCCCGCGGCGGGGACGACCGCGGCAGAGACGACCGCGACGAGCGUGGCGCCCGCGGCGGGGACGACCGCGGUAGGGACGACCGCGACGAGCGUGGCGCCCGCGGCGGGGACGACCGCGGCAGGGACGGCCGCGACGAGCGUGGCGCCCGCGGCGGGGACGACCGCGGCAGGGACGACCGCGACGAGCGUGGCGUCCGCGGCGGGGACGACCGCGACGACCGCGGCGGCCGCGGCAAGGACGACCGCGACCGGGGCAGGGACGACCGCGUCAGGGACGACCGGGUCAGGGACGACCGGGUCAGGGACGACCGCGGGCGCAACGACGACCGCGGGCGCAACGACGACCGCGGGCGCAACGACGACCGCGGCAGGGACGACCGCGGCAGGGACGAUCGCGGCAGGGACGACCGCGGCAGGGACGACCGCGGCAGGGACGACCGCGGCAGGGACGACCGCGGCAGGGACGGCCGCGGCAGGGGCAGGCGCGACCAGCAGCUCUUCGGCGACCAGCACCUCAAGCAUAAGAUCAACCGCGGGCGCGCCAAUCCUGGGUGCAACAUCUACGUGUUCAGAAUGCCUCUGGAUUGGGACGAGCUGGAGCUCGCGAGGCACUUCGACCACUUCGGGGAUCUCAUCUCGUGCACGGUCGUGCGCGACAAGGACACUGGCGAGUCGCGCGGCUUCGGCUUCGUCGGCUACUCGGAGCCAGAGGCGGUCCGGAAGGCGAUCUUGGGCAUGGACGGCCUGCCAGUGGGGCCAGCGCUGGAGCUGCCAGGCAAGUUCCUGUCCGUCAGCCCGAAGAGGGGGGAGGAGCACCUGCUCACGCCGUUCCCGGAGUGCUACCCGCCCGCGGGCACGUACGGCACGGAGCCCCCGAACACCCGAGCCCCGCCAGGGGCCAACCUCUACGUCUACAACAUCCCAGAGGAGUGGAGGGACAUCGAUCUCUACAGGCACUUCAUCCACUACGGGCAGCUCACGAGCGUGAAAGUGAUGAUGAAGGACGAGAACAGGGAGAGUCGGGGGUUCGGUUUUGUUGGCUUCGUCAACCCGAUCUCGGCGCAACGAGCGAUGGCUGGGAUGAACAAUAUGUGCAUGAACGUGGACGGCUCUGGACGACGGCUUCAGGUGACGCCGAAGAGGGGCGAGGAGACGGCUGCACGGAAGGUCAGGGCCGAGAUCGCUUUCAAGGACCCAGCACAUCCAGACUACCAGAAGGAGCCACCCGAGGAGAUCAUGGGCGGAGCAGCAUUGGCACAAAGCUUGGGAGUCAGCGCGCACUAG
This is a messenger RNA of Prorocentrum cordatum, 1842 nucleotides long. The record is from the annotation of a GenBank genome assembly. Lineage: Eukaryota; Dinophyceae; Prorocentrales; Prorocentraceae.